Molecule: messenger RNA, 4212 nt
Organism: Penicillium taxi
Lineage: Eukaryota; Fungi; Ascomycota; Eurotiomycetes; Eurotiales; Aspergillaceae
Gene: spt6
Product: chromatin-remodeling histone chaperone SPT6
Exons: 4
Coding region: 1-4212 (1403 amino acids)
Biological process (GO): nucleosome organization; transcription elongation-coupled chromatin remodeling; transcription elongation by RNA polymerase II
Cellular component (GO): transcription elongation factor complex
Molecular function (GO): DNA binding; histone binding; nucleosome binding
Source: RefSeq, a predicted model, not a curated record
AUGAGUCUCCGUGACUUGGUUGAAGGCGAGGCCUCAUUGGAUGAAGAUGAAAAUGAUGUUGAGAUGACCGGUGAUGCUGGCGAAGGCUCCAGGUCCCGUAACCAUUACAGCGACUCGAGCGAAGAAGAGGAAGAUGAUGAUGAUCCGGAGGCCAAUGCCAGAGUUCGAGAAGGGUUCAUCAUUGACGACGAUGAAGACGAAAUCGAACAUGAGCGCGCCCGGCGCCGACGCGAGAAUAAAAAGCGAUCACGUCCACGUGAAGAAGAACAUCUGGAUGAUGAGGAUCUGGAGCUCAUCGGUGAAGUUCCCAAUCGCACCCAACCGGCAGAGCCCAAGCUCAAGCGCUUAAGGCGACACAAAGACCGUGAUUCGCGAGGCAAAACCCACGAUAUUGGUGAUAUCUUCAAUUCGGAUGAAGAUGAAGAGCCGCAAUAUGGACGACACACCCAGGGCGGGAUGGACGAUAUGGGCGACUUCAUCGAGGAGGACACUUUUUCGGACGAAGAGGGCCAACGUGAAGAAGAUGACCCCGGUGUUGCAGCUCCUUUUCGGGCAACCAUGCCCGGUGGUGUCGGAGCAUUUGAUGUGGCAGGAUUGGAUGAAAACGCCAUUGACGAUUUGCGCCUUGCAUUCGGUGACGGUACAGACUACAUGUUCGCCCUGGAGAUUGAAGACCAAGAAGAUGAAGAGAAGGAGACGAACGAGCGCCAUCUAGACCUCAAGGAUGUCUUCGAGCCGUCCGAGCUCAAGCAGCGAAUGUUAACGGAAGAUGAUAAUGAGAUUCGCCAGACCGAUGAACCCGAACGCCAUCAAAUCGCACGAAAGCCCUACAAGCAUGUUGUGUUGACAGAGGAUCAGUUCCGGGAGGAAGCUAUUUGGAUCUCGAACUUGAUGCUGCUCAAGAAACGCCUGGACCCAGAUUUGCGCGAGCCCUUCCAACGGGCUGUGGCAAAGAUGCUGGAGUUCUUGAUCACGGACGAUUGGGAAGUUCCCUUCAUCUUCCAACAUCGCAAGGAUUAUAUGAUCCAUGCUAUGAAGGAAAAGGAGCCCAGCAAUGAUACUGACCCCACGCAAGACUCAGGACAGUACGAUCGGGCUGUGAAGCUUAUGGUUAUGACCGACUUGUGGGACAUUUUCGACAAUGAUCUCAAGUUUCGCGCAUUGAUCGAUAAACGAAAUAGCAUCCAAAACAUCUACGAUAAUCUGCAGAGCCUUUCCAAAAUCAACGAUCCGAUUAUUGAAGACCUCUUGACUGCCACCACCAUGGAAGAACUCCAAGAUUUACAGGACUACAUCCACUUCCAAUACCCCACUCAGCUCCGUGACUUGACAUGGGUCAAUAAUGGGGAUACCAGGCGCAAGGCUUCCACCAAAAACAUUUACGAACGGGUGCGAAAUGGCAAGGCCUACGGUCUUGUUCGUGCCUUUGGUAUCACUGCCGAAGCCUUUGCGCAGAACGCUUCCAAGGAGGGUCGCCGGCAAUAUACCGAGGAUCCUAGUGAACGCCCAGAGGAGUUGGCGGACCAGUUCGUUGACUCUGACUUCCCGAACUCCGCGCAUGUUCUAAAGGCUGCCAAGUCAAUGUUUGCAGAAGAAAUUGUUCAGAGCCCAAAGAUGCGCAAAACCAUUCGGCAAGCGUACUACAUGAACGGUGUUGUGGAUUGCUUCCGAACAGAGAAGGGUUUACGCCGCAUCGAUGAACAGCAUCCGUACUAUGAGUUUAAGUACCUGCGCAAUCAGCAGCUCAGUGACAUUGCCCGUCGCCCGGAGAUGUUCUUGCGAAUGCUCAAGGCCGAGGAGGAAGGUUUAGUUGAUGUGAAGGUACACUUUGAAAACUUUGAUCAGUUCCGCAAGCGUCUGUAUGCCGAUAUUGAAUCCGACAACUACUCUGAAGUUGCCGACGCGUGGAAUCGUAUUCGUCGAGAAGCACUGGACCUGGCCCUCGCUAAAAUCGAGCGGAUCAUUAACCGCAGCGUGAAAGAAAAUGUCAGACAAGAGUGUGAGAAUCACGUCGGCAGGGAAUGUCGCGAUGCGUUUGCGCAACGUUUGGACCAGGCUCCUUACAAACCGAAGGGAAUGGUUCUGGGAACAGUUCCACGCGUUGUCACUUUCACCGUUGGACCAGGUACCGUAGGCCGUGAUCCCAUUCACUGGGCUUAUAUCGAAGAGGAUGGCCGUGUCUUAGAAAACGGAAAGAUCUACGACAUCUUGCCUCGAGACGAGAUGCGCGGUACGCCAGAUGGUAAAGAUGUUGCCUUUUUGGUGAAGAUGAUUGAACGGCGCAAACCAGACGUCAUUGGAGUUUCUGGAGUCUCACCCGAGGCGCGUCGCCUUUUCAAGCUCUUGUAUGAGCUGGUCAAGGUGAAAGACAUUCGCGGAGCACCUUACACAAAUGACGAGGAUAAAGAAGUCAGUGAUCCUCUCGAGGUUAUCAUCAUCAAUGACGAGGUUGCUCGACUUUAUUAUACCAGCCCCCAGGCACGCCAGGACAACCCAGGCUUUACCCCCUUGACUCAUUACUGUGUCGGCUUGGGUCGAUACAUGCAAAGUCCUCUUAAGGAGUACGCAUCGUUGGGACGUGACAUUGUCUCUAUUCAAUUCAAGCCUGGACAGCAACUGAUACCCCAAGAGCUUCUACUAAAACAGCUAGAAACAGCUCUGGUGGAUAUGGUCAAUCUGGUCGGUGUUGACCUCAACGAAGCUAUUCACGAUCGUCACACAGCCAAUCUACUCCCUUACGUUUGCGGUCUUGGUCCCCGUAAGGCGGCACAUCUGUUGAAGGUCAUCAACCUGAAUGGUGGAGUUGUGAACAACCGCGUGGAGUUGCUCGGUGUCAACACCCAAUACCCGCCUUUGACAGUCAAAGUAUGGAACAACUGUGCCAGCUUCGUUUACCUUGAUUACGAGAACGCUGACAUGGACGCUGAUCCGCUGGACAACACUCGUGUGCACCCUGAAGACUAUGACAUCGCACGUAAGAUGGCUGCCGAUGCUCUGGAGCUUGACGAGGAAGACAUCAAGGCCGAGACCGAUGAAAAUGGCUCGGGUGCAAUUGUGCGCAAACUCUUCCGUGACGAACAACAAGAUCGUGUCAAUGAUCUGAUCUUGGAGGAAUACGCAGAGCAGCUGGAGAAGAACCUCAAUCAGCGCAAGCGUGCCACUCUUGAAACUAUUCGUGCGGAAUUGCAACAACCAUACGAGGAACUGCGCAAGCAGUUUGUCAUGCUCGGCGUUGAUGACAUUUUCACCAUGCUCACGGGCGAGACAGACGAAACUCUGGCUAUUGAUAUGGUGGUGCCUAUCAGCAUCAAGCGAGUAUUCGAGGACCACAUUGAUGCCAAACUGGAUUGUGGGGUCGAUGCGCUGGUCGCAGAGACCGAACUUGGACUGCCCUACGAUGUCUCCGUGCGCAGCGUCUACCAAACACACCAGACGGUGUCUGCUAAGGUCAUCAUGCUAAACAAGAAAAGUUUCACUUGCAAUGUGACCUUGCGUUCAGAAGAGGUCACCUCCUCUAGAGGCCGUAGAAGCAACCAUGGUGUCGGUGACUGGGAUGAUGCGCAGGAGCGCAAAGACCGGGAAAGUCAGGUGGACAAAACUCAGCAGGGUGGCCAGGCCAUGCGUGUUAUCAAGCACCCUCUCUUCCAUCCCUUCAAUGCCACUCAAGCCGAAGAGUACUUGGGUUCUCACAGCCGUGGCGACAUGGUCAUUCGGCCAUCAUCACGAGGCCGCGAUCAUCUGGCAGUGACAUGGAAGGUUGCACAGGGUGUCUACCAGCACAUUGAUGUUCUCGAACUAGACAAGGAAAACGAGUUCUCGGUCGGCCGCGUCCUGAAAGUUGGCGGCAAGUACACCUACAGUGACCUGGAUGACCUCAUUGUCAAUCACGUCAAGGCCAUGGCGAAGAAGGUAGAUGAGAUGAUUCUCCACGAAAAGUAUCAGGAGGGCAGUAAAGCGGACACAGAUCAAUGGCUCGAGACCUAUACCCGGGCCAACCCCCGUCGUUCGACCUACGUUUUCUGCAUUAACCCGAAGUACCCAGGCUACUUCUACCUCUGCUUCAAGGCUGGUGAACAUGCACGCCUACAGCACUGGCCCGUCAAGGUGAUUCCCCAGGGUUAUGAGCUGCAGAAAAAUCCCUAUCCCGACAUGCAAGCACUGUGCAAUGGCUUCAAGCUCAUGUUUCAAAACAUGCAAGCAAGACGCCGUUAA